GUAAAUUUUAAGCAUGGCGGGGAUUUCAAAGAAGCAAGAGGAUGAGUCAUAAGUCUUGCGAUAUUGUUACAUAUUACAACGUUUGUGUUGUAUAAAGAGGCAAAUAUAAAAAAAAAAAAUCAAAUGAUUGAGCACCUUCACUACACUUCCAUUCUAAAAUGAAUACUAUUAGUGACCCCAAUGCAACAAUAACUUCCCAACAAAUGGAGCAUUAUCUUGAUGAUUGUGAGCCAAAAACCUGUGUUCUUUACUCACAUUCCCCAUCUGUACAAGUGUAUUAUGCGCUUCGCAGCCGUCUUGAGUCUAGUUCAGAAGCUUGGUUACAGGAAUUUAUUUCUCUUGAUGGCCUUGACAGUUUGUUAGACUCCCUGGGUCACAUGACAGGCUCCAAAUUUUCUGGAUUUUCAGAUGCCAUAUUGCAGAUUGAUUGUCUUUCAUGCAUUCGGGCUGUGCUCAAUUCACGUGUGGGUAUGGAUACACUUGUCAACAGCAGGGAUGGUAUUUAUAAACUUCUCAGAGGGUUUGAUCUGGCAAAUACCUUGCCAAGAAAACAUGUGAUGGAACUGUUGUGUGCUGUCUGUGUAUACAAUAAAAUGGCACAUCGACGUUUGCUUGAAGCUUUAGAUAAAUACAAGAAAAUGAAACACCUCUAUCAUCGCUUUAGUUUUAUUGUGAAUGAAUUAAAAAUGGCUGAAACUAUCCCCCACAAGACAUGUGUGCUUACGCUGAUUAAUUCAGUGAUUUGCUCAGCAACAGAUAGAUUAACUCGAUGUCGAAUAAGGAAUGAAUUUAUUGGAUUAACACUGUUGGAUGUACUUUCAUUCCUGCAGAGAGAAGAUACAGAUGAGGAUCUGUAUACACAGCUACAGGUGUUUCAAGACAAAAAGCAUGAAGAUGAGACAACUGUUGAUCCGGCAGCGAACUUAGACUUUAAUGCCCCACAAGAUUUAGCUGAUGCCAUCCAGUCUAAGGUGUUUGGAGGCCCCAAGAUGGUGUCCUUUGUUAAUAUUCUUCAAGAUCUUUUGGCCAUUGAAAUGCAGCAAAAAUCCAAAAGUGAAAUGUUGUGGCAGUUACUUGAGAGACAGACACAUCAUCUAGUUCACUGUGUUGAUGACAUUGACACAUACACCCUUUGGGAUACAGAAGUAACUUGCCAAGUGCUCACAUCAGCCACUGGAAAAAAUGAAGUGCCUUCUAUAUGUCGGGAAACACCACAAAAUACCAGAAAACACAGGUGCCAGAGCGAGACUGAGAAAACCCUCCACAAACAGACAUCCUCCUCAUGCGUUGGUCGAGAGAGUGGAUCCUCCAAGACCUCUGCUGACUCGGGUUAUCUCGGAUGCGAAGACAAGCUAAGCCCUCAAGGCUACAACACAGACACUAGUCCUAAUGACAGAAACUUGAAAGAAAUCACAGGCAGAAUCAACAAUGCCGACAACUGUUAUGGCACCAGAAAAAGAGCAAACAGUCACGGCGUUCUGAAAACAAACACCCGGCAUGUCAGCAUGUACGACAACAUGUCACCUGAUAAACUACCACCAAGGCAGUCGACCCCUUCAACACGGAGAAAAAACUCUGGACCAAAUUUAAAACAUGACAUCAAAGAGGAGUCAAAGAUAUCGCCUGUUCAGAAAAUUGUUCUUAACAAAAUAAACACACCAAAACUGAACUUAAUUGGAGAUAAAUUAAAAAAUCCAGAUCCUACUGACCAGCCAAGAACCCCACAUGGACAUUGCAACUACCUGAAUUAUCAACGUAAUCGUAUCGCUUUCCCAGCUAACCCAAUGAGAAACUUAAAGUGGAUCAAGCUAGACCAGUCUGACAUUGGGUUAUAUCCCCACUGCAUCUGGUCCAAUGUUGAUGUCUCAAAGUUCAAAGUGCAGCCAGAUUUUCAACAGAUGGAAGAAUUGUUUAGAGACAAAUCAACUUCAGAUGGAACAGAUGUCCCUCUGUUGAGCAACAAGUCCAGGGUUUGCCUGAAUCUGUUCCUGAAUCGCCUGGAUGAGGAACCAACUGAGUUGAUAAAGAAAUUUGCCUGUGGUGAUGGGUCUGGUCUCCCACUUCAUGUCAUUAAAAACUUGAUGGAUAUCUUACCUGACAGCAAUGAGAUAAAGCACCUGAAGUAUUACAAUGGCAAUCUACUGGACUUGGGUCAAGCUGAGCAGUUUGUCAUGCAUCUGGCUGACCUCCCUGAUUACUACACCCUGUUGCUGGGUCACUUGAGACGAGCCGAGUUCUCUGUGACACUUCCACAAGUGAGCUCUCUACUGGCCAGUAUGAUGGAGACAUCAAGAGUUAUCCUAAACAGUGAAGGACUCAAGGAAGUCCUUGUUCUGAUCCUACGCAUUGGGAAUUUCCUAAAUCAUGGCCAGUAUAAUGGUUAUGCUUGUGGCUACAAAAUUGACAGUUUAAUGAGGCUAUCAGAGGUCAAGUCUAGGGAGACUGGACACAAUUUGGUCCACUUUCUGGUCAGUUUGGUUGAGUCCAGCGAUGAUCAGCUGUUGAACUUCCUCAGUGAGAUUCCAAAGCUGGAAAAAGCUGCCAGCUCCAGCCCUUCUCAGAUUAAGGCAGACUUUGAUAAAAUGAACACACACAUCAACGUCUUUGUUAGACAUCUUGCUGCCGCUCAUCCAUCCAUCAGGGAUCAGUUUUCCACAUUCCUUGAGGAAGUAAAAACUGCAUUCAGAGAGCUUCAAUCACAAAUAACAGAACUAAAGCACCUGUCUCAGAGACUGGCAGAGUUCUUUUGUGAGGCUGAGUCGUUUGAAAUUCAGCACUGUUUUCAGACUUUGCUUGAAUUUUUCAAACAACUGAGACUAUGUCGACAGGAGGUGGAGCUAAUGAAGAAACAAAAGUCAGUGGCUGUGAAACAUACAAACAUGUUCAUUCAACAAAUACGGUCAAAGCAUUUUGCUCUAAAAUUUGGACUUGAUGCAGGUGCUAGCUCUUCAAUGGUGGAGGAAAGAAAACCCUUGAUGGACACAAUUCUGACUGAGUUACACCGUGGCAAUUUCAAACCAACUUUAGUGCCUGCUUCUCAACCCAUCCCACCGCCUGAUGUCAUCAAAAAUUCUCCUGCACAACGCAAGGGAAUCAAUUCAGGAACAACAACUCCUGAUCGUGAUCUAAACCCCAUGGAGUUGUCCCACAUCAGUUUGCUAGGAACACCAAUGAUGAAUCGACCCUCCAGUGAGGCUUAUGAUGAAGACCUGACAAUUACUGCGCUGACUACAGCACCUAAGAUGGUCACUAGCUCAGUCAAAAAUUUACCUGAUGGCUUGACAUCCACUGCUGCUGGUGUGGCCCCACCUGUGAUGUCCAUACAGGGUCAGCUGACCAACACUGCAUCAUACCGAUCAAGAAGCCAUUAUAGAAGUCGCAGUGAUCUAGCGGACUCUAUCAAUGUCACCAAGAAAUGGAUCAGUUACAACCUAUCUCACAGGUACCAAGAGCAAAUACGCCUGGACAACCUGCCGGCCACCCUGGCCAUACCAGAGAGCUCACUGAUGCUGGCCACGCUAAACCUGGAGGCUGGCGCCAAACGUUAUCCGCAGUCCGUAGCGCUGGUCGCUGGUCCGACAAUCGAGCUUCCGAGGUCUGAUAACGCAAACACUGAGCAGUGUGGGUUCGUGCGCAAUGGCAAAAAAGGUGAGAGGAAGUCGGGUGCGCUGUCCAAUUUCUUUAACAAGAUUUCUAAGAAAGUACUCAAACAGAGAAACAGUGGUGAUGGAGGGACGAGGACGGAUGGGCACGCUGGUGGACAGCAGACAGGAGAGAAUAUGAAACCUCCACUGGGUAAAGCCUAUAGUGCUAAAUAUAGCAGCGAAGACAAGGAAAAUGUUCACUAUCAAGAUUUGCAUAGAAAAAAUCCUGUUCGUCUCUCCAAUCGCUUCAAAGGGAAAUCAGUUAAAUAGUAAAAUUUAUCAGUGAAGAUUGGUAUUUUUGAAGAAAUUUUAAAAUUUGCUUUUGCUGUUUAGAUUUAGAUGUUAGUUUUUUUUUCAUGAAUAGUUUCAUAAACAGUGCUUGUUUUGUUAAUAGAUUAUUCGAUAACUUGAAUUAAGCAGUUACUAUUAACUAUUUUAGGAUGUAUUUCCUAUUGGAACUGUAGCAAUAAAUGGCAACUCUUCUUUUUUUCUAAGCAGUUAAAAAUAUAAACUGGACAUUAAUCUUGAUCAAGAAUGCUCAGUCAUCCUUGAAUGUUAUAUGACUUAUAAGAAUGAAUAUAAAACUAGUUCUUGAAUAUGAUGUUCUACCCUGCACUCUUGUAAAAAUUUUGGCACUUUUUCCUAUAAUAGAUGUUCAUAUUUGUUGGUGAUAUUUUUUUUUCUUCUUCUAACUUUUUGUAACUUAGAUUGAGGCGAAUCUUAUUAGUGUGCAGUGCUUUUGUUUUGCUGUGCUUUAAUUAUUUCGACAUAGUCAGAUGUACUAGUCACUAGUUUUUUCUUUUUACUUGGAUAUUUUGUGAUAUUUGUUGUGAUGGAUCUUGGUGAGGGGGCGUCGGCUUGGUAGUUUUGCUGUGUCAGUUUGCUUUGUCUUCCAGAGACCGCUAAACAUCUUUUAUUUUUUUAUUGAUGUGCUUUCUAAAAUUUUGUUUUUAUUGUCAUUUCUCUUAGGAAAUUAACUUGUUUCAAACUUAGUGCUUUAUUUAUUUUUUAAAUUUCUUUUUUUUACUAGAGGUGAAAACAUUUACUAUAGUUGAUUGGUAGAUAUUUUUCUUUUUUAAUUAUUUUUUGUUGCAAAUUUUUUUCUUAUAUAUUUUUAUUGUAAAAAGAACGUGUGCAAACAGAGGUGUAUAGAUUGUUGUAUUUAUUUUUGUUGUAUGAGUUUUAAUUCUGUUGUGAUGGAGUACAAUCAAUGUACAAUUUAUGCUCACGUCUGAAGGUUGUGAAGAACUUAGGGACUUCUGCAGACUGUUUAUGCUGCUGUUAGGGUUUGUGAUAAAUUGAUGGAAUGAUGCGGAUAAAUUACGCUAUCUUUAAUGUAAUAGAAUGCUUUAAUUCUGUUAAGAAUUGUUGCUAAUGGGUUGUGAUUAUUUGAAGCAAGAAUUCAAGUUAUAUUUCUGUUUCUAUAUUGUAAUGCUGUGGAUUACAAGAGUUGUGUAUUAAUCAUGCAAUGAUAACUUUAUAACACUUUAUUGUUUCAUAAGUAUUAUACUACUUUGCGAUCAAAUCCAAACUAUGAUUUUGAUCCUCUGUCACUGCCCUUUGAAAUCUGAUCAAGCUAACUUCCAACUUUGUACAGUUAUUUAUUUUCCUUCAUGCCAGUUUUUGACAAUCUAUUUUGCUACAAUAUUUUUAAAACAAUUUUUUUACAAAAUGUUCUGAAAAAAUGAAAUACACAUUUACAUAUUUUUUGUACAUGUAACUUUACACACACUGUUAUUUACCUACUGUUCACAACUGUAUUGAAAUUUGGAGUCUUUCAAAUUUAAAGAUCAGACCAUACAUCUUUAAAAUAUUUGCUAGUCUUUGUAAUAACAACCAUUCAUCUUUAAAAUAUUUCCUAGUCUUUAUCUUACAUUUUUAGAUGCAUUGUGUCAUUUUUUAAAUAUGACAUAAUAAUUUCCUUAGAGCUACGGAAUAAAGUGCUUUUUUGCUGA
Messenger RNA from Physella acuta, 5599 nucleotides. RefSeq names its product inverted formin-2. NCBI's taxonomy places the organism in Eukaryota, Metazoa, Mollusca, Gastropoda, Physidae. Gene Ontology annotation, molecular function: actin binding; small GTPase binding. Gene Ontology annotation, biological process: actin cytoskeleton organization. The record is from RefSeq and is a predicted model, not a curated record.